CAGGGUGGAGGGGUACAGACAGGCAACCUAGCGACGUGGAGCCGGGCGGGCACCAGGGAUCGCAAAGCCAGGCGCCCAGGCCCGUCGUGGGGGUAGCCCACGGAGGCUUCCCAGGGCAAGUGGGGAGGGACGCAGAUGCGUCCCAAAUGACAAGUGGGAGGCUGGGAAAAUGGGGGCAAGCGGCGCAGAAAGACCCCGCUCGUGUGGACCCUCGUGAGUGGAUGGAGCACGGAGAUGGGGCCGAGGCAGGUUCAGAGUGGAAGAGAAGAGAGUCAGGGAGAUCAGAGAUGCCGUGUGAGGGCUUCCUCCCUCCCCUGGGAAAGUGAGGGAUUCCGGAAGGAAGGGCUGAGAGCCGGGUCAAGUGCUGGCCAGAGGGCUGGUUGGAUAGAAACUGGGGCAGGCCCAGGGCGUUUAGCAACCUCUACAUUUAUCACCCAGGGGAGAUGGUUUCCUGGAGAUUCAAGUGCUUGUGUAGGCGAUCUUUUCUAGAAAAUCCACUGCUUAGUGAGGUGAAAGGAAUUUGAGAUGAGGGUGAAAAGCGUUUUAAAGCGUGUGUGUUUAGAGCACAGGCUCUGGGAUCAGGAGUCCCCACCGAAUAGCUAUAACCUUAAAUACCUUGCCUCAUUUCUCUCAUCUGUAAAAAGGAGAUGAUGAUGGUAGUAUCAUGGGAUUCGUGUGAAAAUUAGGUGAGAUGAUGUCUGUAAAAUUAACAGCACUAAAAAGUAGUGUCAAUUAUUUUCCUCUUUUAUUAUUAGAGCUACUUGGGCAUAUUUUGAUGCUGAUGGGAAGGGGCAGGUAGAGAGGAAGGGGUAGGGGAGAGAAAAGAGACCAGGACAAAAGGGACAGAGGAUGGGGGAUAAGCCUUGGGUUCCUCUUCUAUCCCAAAUCAGGGGGAGGAGGAAACAGGUGGGGAUGCGGGAAAGUUUACAGGUUUGGGGUGUACAGUUUAAGGGAGUGACCUUCUGAUGGGGUUGAAGUAGUCCUGGAGGUUUGCUGUAAGGGUGGAGUUCCCUAUUUAUACUACUGCCUCUUAGCUGGCAGCCCUGGUGGCAUGCCAGGAAAGGUGGGCAGUUGAAUUUAUCUAGGGUUAGAUGACAAUGUCUGACUUUCCCUGUCAAAGUUGAUAGAUGUGAAAACACUGUAUAAGCAUAACUUACCACUUUAAUCCUUUGCCCUGAUUUUGAGGCGCUGGAAGGGCUGUGGCCAUCACCUGAGUAAAAUGUGAAAGCCUUUGGAGCACUUCACAUGGGCUAUACAACAUGCCACACCUUCACCUACAAUCUCAUUAAGUCAUCACAGCAGCUGGAUGAAGUAGGUAUUACUGUCCGUUGUACAAAGCAGGAACCGAAAGGACCAUUGGGAAGGGAAGGAUCCCAUGUCCCAGGACCCACGGCUAGUAAAUGGCAGACCCAGGGCCCUAACUCAGAUCUGUCUGCCUUCAAAACAAUUUCAUGAUUUGAAACCACUGUGAAAGUUUACAAAGCUCCCAGUUGCAGUCCCGGGAUAAGCUGGCUGCUGUGAUCUCCAUCCCAUCUCAGGCUCUACCCGCUCCCCUGGGUCUCUCUUGUGUGGAUGGAAGAACACAGAGCUUGGACCUGCACAGCCCUGAUGGGGUAAUUGGGAUCCACUGUGAGGAAGUGACUUUCACCUGAGGUCACCUAGACUCUGCACAAGGCCUAGAACUUGAAUUUCCAGACCUGUUUUCAGGACCCUGGGGAUUUCUACCAGGAAGGCUCCACGAGGCUGGUCCCUGCCCUGGAAGAGCUCAGCCAGACCCUCUGGCCAGCCUGGGAUCCCAAGAUGGCCUCCAGCUCAGCCAGCAGCCCCCGCCCAGCCCCUGAUGAGAAUGAGUUUCCCUUUGGGUGUCCCCCUACCGUCUGCCAGGACCCAACAGAGCCCAAGGCUCUCUGCUGCACAGCUUGUCUCUCUGAGAACCUGAGGAACUGUGAAGAUCAGAUCUGCCCCAAAUGCAGAGGGGAUGACGUCCGCUCUGUAAGCCCAGGAAAACUUCUGACUCAGGAGAAGGUUCACCCUGAAACGAAUGAAGCUGGAGUCGGAUGCCCUUUUGCAGGUGUUGGCUGCACCUUCAAGGGUAACCCACAGUCCAUGCAAGAGCAUGAGGUCUCCUCCCAGGCCUCCCACCUAAAUCUGCUGCUGGGGUUCAUAAAACAGUGGAAGACCCAGCAGGGCUCUGGCCUCGGGCUCGCGCCCAUGGCCCUGGAGCAGAACCUGUCAGACCUGCAGCUGCAGGAGGACCUGGAGGUGGACUGCUACAGGGCACCCUGCUCAGAGAGCCAGGAGGAACUGGCCCUGCAGCACUUCAUGAGGGAGAAACUCCUGGCCGAGCUGGAGGGAAAGCUGAGCGUGUUUGAGAACAUUGUUGCUGUCCUCAAUAAGGAGGUAGAGGCCUCCCACCUGGCCCUGGCCGCCUCCAUCCACCAGAGCCAGCUGGACCGUGAGCGCAUCCUGAGCUUGGAACAGAAGGUGAUGGAGUUGCAGCAGACACUGGCCGAGAAAGACCAGGCCCUAGGCAAGCUGGAGCAGAGCCUGAGCCUCAUGGAGGAGGCAUCCUUUGAUGGCACCUUCCUGUGGAAGAUCACCAAUGUCACCAGGCGGUGCCAUGAGUCAGCCUGCGGCAGGACCAUCAGCCUCUUCUCCCCAGCUUUCUAUACUGCCAAGUAUGGCUACAAGCUGUGCCUGCGAUUGUACCUGAAUGGCGAUGGCACAGGGAAGAGGACGCACCUGUCACUCUUCAUCGUGAUCAUGAGAGGGGAGUACGACGCUCUGCUGCCGUGGCCUUUCCGGAACAAGGUCACUUUCAUGCUGCUUGACCAGAAUAACCGUGAGCACGCCAUUGACGCCUUUCGGCCCGACCUGAGCUCAGCAUCCUUCCAGAGGCCCCAGAGUGAAACCAAUGUGGCCAGCGGCUGCCCACUCUUCUUCCCCCUCAGCAGGCUGCAGUCUCCCAAACAUGCCUAUGUGAAGGAUGACACCAUGUUCCUCAAGUGCAUCGUGGAGACCACUGCUUAGGGUGGGAGGGUCAGCUCCGGAGGGAGCAGCGGCUCAGAUGGGGGGGGGGGGCUUAGUAAGAUGGCUGACUGGGUGUCCUGCCCCUGGCACCCAAGACCCCAGGGCACAAGGAUGGGCCAGGGCUGGCAAGAUGUGGGCAGAACUGAUGGCUUGACUGUGGCUGGCCCUCAGCUAAGGAUGGUGGGACCUUAGGCUAGGCCCACAGAGGCAAAGGGUUGAGAGGGUGAUGGGCAGAACUGCCCUACACCAGCUACACAACACUGAGAGGCCAUAGCCUCUCCAGCCAACUUCAACCAAGGUGGGGAGAAAAUGGGACCAGGCCUGGAGCUGCAGGGCCUGAGCAGAGAACCAGAAAUAGGCUUUCUCUCUUCCUGCCCAGGGUCACAGGGCUGAGGGGUGGAAGGGAUGGGUGCCCAUGUGAAUUCAGUCUAUCCAGGCCUAGACUAAGUUCCCCAUCACCGGAGGUGAAUAAGAAAAUCCAGAGGGCUGCACUGGAGCAUCAAAUUGGGCAGGGCUGUGUAGGGAGGAGGAAAGGCUGGAGUGCAAAUGGCUGCUCUCCCCAAAGCACCUCCUGGGUAACCCUUGGCCUGAUAACAGCAGGAGGAGACCAUGAUUUAAAAUGUCAAAUGAUUUCUCUUCCAACAAAUCUCUAUGUUAAAUGCACCAAAGACCUGACAUUUCAUCUCUUAGAGGUGACUCAUGGGGAGGCAAGAUGCAGGCAGGGCACCUGUUUCUCUGGGCCCUCACAACCCCCCAGUGUGGAAGGAAGCCUUUAAUCCCCCUUUACAGAUUAGGAAAGUGAGGUCAGAGAGACCAGGUGCUUUGCUCAGGGUUGGGUGAGGGUAGUUGGGAUUAGAAACCAGGUCUUUUGUUUCUAGUUACUUUCCUUCCUCUUCAAGCUUCCUUUGGGUAGUCUUCAACCACAAUGAGGUUACAUCCUCAUGGGAAAUCCUGGGAGGCAGAAGAUCCUUUUGCCCCAGCCAGAGGGCCAGCCCUAAAGGCCCACUAAUGCCAGCAAGGGCCCCGCCCCAGAGGGCAGGACUAGCACAGUCAGCUCCACACAGCUUGCUCACAGAGGCCACCUCGCCAGCCAGUGCUGGGCAGGGAGGACAACAGUUACUUAUGCCUUUGGUUGUUUGUUGUAAGAGACACAUACUUAUAAUAGAAAAGCUAGAAAACUACACAAAUAAUAUAUAGAAGAAAGUAAAAAUCACCCAUGAGCCCAGCGUCCAGAGAGCACUGCUGAGCACAUUUUAGUCAAUUUUCUUUCUCUUUUGAAAACGUAGAUACAAACACACACAAGCAUACAGACUUUCACAGAUGUAAUUAGA
This is a messenger RNA of Otolemur garnettii (small-eared galago), 4361 nucleotides long. It is a transcript of the gene TRAF1, whose product is annotated as TNF receptor associated factor 1. Gene Ontology annotation, cellular component: cytoplasmic side of plasma membrane; plasma membrane signaling receptor complex. The record is from RefSeq and is a predicted model, not a curated record. NCBI's taxonomy places the organism in Eukaryota, Metazoa, Chordata, Mammalia, Primates, Galagidae. Gene Ontology annotation, biological process: regulation of apoptotic process; protein K63-linked ubiquitination; regulation of canonical NF-kappaB signal transduction. Gene Ontology annotation, molecular function: zinc ion binding; tumor necrosis factor receptor binding; ubiquitin protein ligase binding. Bases 1801 to 3030 code for a protein of 409 amino acids. The transcript has 9 exons.